GCAAAGCAGCUGUAGCCCUACAGCAGCCAUUUGGCAACUCACUGCUGCUUGUUUCAGCUCCCCCUCCAAGCUGGUGUGUUCUUUGAAAGGAAGGAGUCAAAGUAGUCUCUGGUCUAAAUCCUGAAUUGCCAGUGGAAUCACACUAGGGGAUGUCCAGUGGUGAAGGUCUGAUGAAGUGACUAGCCCCUGCUAUGGAAGCCUUUCUUCUGGGGACUCUCCAGACAUAAGAGCACCUCCAUCUUCAUGCCCACUCUUGCUGUCCUCUUUCAAUGGCCAUAUACAGCCAGGUCUGGGACACCUGGUCAAGUGGAGCUGUCCAAAUUCUUGACAGGUGGAAAAAGGUAUCUUAAUAAGAAAGGAGAAAGAGAGCAAGGAGGUGAGAUUUUCAUUUCUAUUGUGUCAAGUGCCCAUGGAAAAGUAAUAUCUUGUGCUAUCAUCUGGAAGCUGUGAGACGUGCCACCAUGAGCAACAAUGAGAAACAAAUGGACCCUGGCUCAUCCCCUCCUCCUGAACUGCCAAAGAGAAAGAGGGGAAGGCCAAAGAAACAGCCACAACAGGAGCCUGAGGAACUGGUGCCUCUAAAGAAGCCACGUGGAAGGCCAAAAGGAAGCAAAAAAUUGAAUACUACUUCUGGACAGACGGUAGACUCUCCACUUGCAAAAAGACCAAGAGGGAGACCCCGCAAGUGGCCUCAACUAGUGAACCCAGAGAAAAAACCCCAGGAAGAAUCCCCUCUAGGGAGCAAUGACCUUAAUUCUAACUCAUCACUGGCAACAGAAGGCACUGCUGGAAAGGAUGGUUACAGGACUGGCAAGACUGCAGGCCUCAGGAGAUCUCUGAGCACCACUUCAGCUUCACCACAAUAACCUCCUGGAUUAGGGAACAAAAAAAUGCUUUGUUUUUUUUUUACUUCAAAUUCUCCCCAGCUAUUAUUUCAGCAAAGCCUUGCUAUUUAUCAAAAACACUGACCUCAAGUAUGACA
Molecule: messenger RNA, 982 nt
Organism: Alligator sinensis (Chinese alligator)
Lineage: Eukaryota; Metazoa; Chordata; Crocodylia; Alligatoridae
Product: high mobility group protein HMGI-C-like
Exons: 9
Coding region: 462-866 (134 amino acids)
Biological process (GO): regulation of DNA-templated transcription
Cellular component (GO): chromatin; nucleus
Molecular function (GO): transcription coregulator activity; DNA binding
Source: RefSeq, a predicted model, not a curated record